Pundamilia nyererei is the source of this 845-nucleotide messenger RNA. Its product is annotated as RNA-binding Raly-like protein. The record is from RefSeq and is a predicted model, not a curated record. Gene Ontology annotation, cellular component: nucleus. Gene Ontology annotation, molecular function: RNA binding. The transcript has 8 exons. Lineage: Eukaryota; Metazoa; Chordata; Actinopteri; Cichliformes; Cichlidae. The coding region runs from base 57 to 698 and encodes 213 amino acids.
GGAGGAGGAUUCACACUCUGGUUUUAUUUCUCUCCUCCUCUCCUUCUCCUCUUGCUAUGACCCAUUUGACAAGCGGCUGCCACCAAGACCGAUACGCCAGGAUGAACGGUGAACUGAGAGCCGGUCGGACCACGACAGCCAAGAGAGGAAGCAGCGCCAUUGACAGAUCUGAUUAUGACAUGGAGUAUGACAAAUACCCGGAUGACUGCUAUAACCGUGUGUUUGACUAUCAGCGAGUUCCCUCUUCGGUCCCUGCGGAUCCCAGUCCUGUAAAACAACCCCGCCCUUCGUCUUCGUCAUCCUCCUCCUCUUCAUUGUCCACAGCGGCUCUGAGAAUGAGCAGCAGCAGGCCGUCCAGAAGGAGCAACAACACACACACCUCCGCCUCCAGCAGCAAAUUGAGAAUGGCAGAGCUUCUUUCCAUCAAAAGGGAACUGACAGUGAUCAAGGUUCAGAUCGAUGGCCUGCUGGACUGCGUAGACAAGAUGGACAGACAGAGGAAGGAUGGCUCAGAGUGUCCUGAGAGCAGGGAGCCCAGUGUGUCGGAUUCCUCUCGCCGAGGUUCAGUCAGCAGUCUGGAGCGAGAGAGUCCGGAGCCAGGGGAGGCCAGUGAGGACGAGCCGCUGCACUACCAGCACUAUUACCCCUACAGCUACACCCACAGGAUAAAGCCGUCUGAUCAGGAGGAGGACCUGUGAUGCUGCAGUUCAGAAGCAGACGCUCAGAUCUGUAACAGCUGGGAUGGACGAAGCUUCAAGACGACGCUGGCAACACGACCUGCAUUUGGACUGACUCUCCUCCACCCCUGAUUUUUGAUUUUUUCACAUAUCUUUGACAUUUUUAUU